Molecule: messenger RNA, 3647 nt
Organism: Pteronotus mesoamericanus
Lineage: Eukaryota; Metazoa; Chordata; Mammalia; Chiroptera; Mormoopidae
Gene: LZTR1
Product: leucine zipper like post translational regulator 1
Exons: 21
Coding region: 237-2759 (840 amino acids)
Cellular component (GO): Golgi apparatus
Molecular function (GO): protein binding
Source: RefSeq, a predicted model, not a curated record
GCACUCCGCGGGAAACGUUUCCCAGAAGCUUCGGCAGUUGUCGCAACCUCGGUUCUUCGGGGCCGCGCUCGCCCUUAGGAUCAAGGGGACCGCUAGGCUAGUCGGGAAGCUCAGAGCAAACCGGAAGUGCCGCGCCCUCCGCCCAGAGCUCGCCGGGAAAUGCAGUCCCUCUGGGCGACCCAGGGCGGUGGCCGCGCGUCUCGCAGACACGGCGACGGCUCGGUCGUGAACACAGGAUGGCUGGGACGGGGGGUUCGGGGGGUCCCAUCGGGACCGGGGCCCUGGCGAGCGGCGCGCGGUCCAAGGUAGCCCCGAGCGUGGACUUCGACCACAGCUGCUCGGACAGUGUCGAGUACCUGACGCUCAACUUCGGGCCCUUCGAGACAGUGCACCGCUGGCGGCGCCUCCCGCCCUGCGACGAGUUCGUGGGGGCUCGGCGCAGCAAGCACACAGUGGUGGCCUAUAAAGAUGCCAUCUAUGUGUUUGGUGGAGACAAUGGGAAGACGAUGCUCAACGACCUCCUGCGGUUUGAUGUGAAGGACUGUUCAUGGUGCAGGGCCUUCACCACUGGGACCCCGCCAGCCCCCCGCUACCACCACUCAGCUGUGGUCUAUGGGAGCAGCAUGUUCGUCUUUGGGGGUUACACUGGGGACAUUUAUUCCAAUUCUAACCUGAAGAAUAAAAAUGACCUCUUUGAAUACAAGUUUGCAACUGGCCAGUGGACAGAAUGGAAAAUUGAAGGACGGUUGCCAGUCGCUAGGUCAGCCCAUGGUGCCACGGUGUACAGUGACAAGUUAUGGAUCUUUGCUGGCUACGAUGGCAAUGCCAGGCUGAACGACAUGUGGACCAUUGGCCUGCAGGACAGAGAUCUUACGUGCUGGGAGGAGGUGGUCCAGAGCGGUGAGAUCCCACCGUCCUGCUGCAACUUCCCAGUGGCCGUGUGCCGGGACAAGAUGUUUGUGUUCUCAGGGCAGAGUGGAGCCAAGAUAACCAACAACCUCUUCCAGUUUGAAUUUAAGGACAAGAUGUGGACACGUAUCCCCACUGAGCAUCUGCUUCGGGGCUCCCCACCGCCCCCUCAGCGGCGCUACGGGCACACCAUGGUGGCCUUUGACCGCCACCUUUAUGUGUUUGGGGGUGCAGCCGACAACACUCUGCCCAACGAGCUACACUGCUAUGACGUGGACUUUCAGACCUGGGAGGUUGUCCAGCCCAGUUCAGACAGUGAGGUCGGUGGGGCUGAGGUGCCGGAGCGAGCAGCCGCUUCUGAGGAGGCACCCAGCCUGUCCUCUGAGGAUCGGGGCGGCUUCAAGAAGUCCCGAGAUGUAUUUGGCCUGGACUUUGGCACCACCAACACCAAGCAGCCUUCCCCACCAGCCUCAGAGCUGCCCAGCGGAAGGCUCUUCCACGCGGCUGCUGUGAUCUCAGAUGCCAUGUACAUCUUUGGGGGCACUGUGGACAACAACAUCCGCAGCGGGGAGAUGUACAGGUUCCAGUUCUCCUGUUACCCCAAGUGCACGCUCCAUGAAGACUAUGGGCGGCUCUGGGAAAGCCGCCAGUUCUGUGACGUGGAGUUUGUGCUGGGUGAGAAGGAGGAGUGUGUGCAGGGCCACGUUGCCAUUGUCACAGCACGAAGCCGCUGGCUCCGAAGGAAGAUAGUACAGGCAAGGGAGCGACUGGCCCAGAAGCUGGAGGAGGAGGCAGCUCUGGCUCCCAGGGAGGCCUCUGGUGGUGCUGUGAGCGGGGCCCGGCUGCCACUGCUGCGUGUGGCCAUCCGAGAGGCCGAGGCCCGGCCCUUCGAGGUGCUCAUGCAGUUCCUCUACACCGACAAGAUCAAAUACCCGAGGAAAGGCCAUGUGGAGGAUGUGCUGCUCAUCAUGGACGUGUACAAGUUGGCGCUGAGCUUCCAGCUGUGCCGCCUGGAGCAGCUGUGUCGGCAGUACAUUGAGGCCUCCGUGGACCUGCAGAACGUGCUGGUUGUGUGCGAGAGUGCUGCCAGGCUGCAGCUGGGCCAGCUGAAGGAACACUGCCUGAACUUCGUGGUGAAGGAGUCCCACUUCAACCAGGUGAUCAUGAUGAAGGAGUUCGAGCACCUCUCAUCCCCACUGAUUGUGGAGAUUGUUCGGCGGAAGCAGCAGCCGCCACCCCGUGCCCCCUCAGACCAGCCCAUGGACAUCGGCACAUCUCUGAUCCAGGACAUGAAGGCAUACCUGGAGGGGGCAGGCGCCGAGUUCUGUGACAUCACGCUGCUGCUGGACGGACAUCCUCGGCCAGCCCACAAAGCCAUUCUGGCUGCCCGCUCCAGCUACUUUGAGGCCAUGUUCCGGUCCUUCAUGCCUGAGGACGGGCAGGUGAACAUCUCCAUCGGGGAGAUGGUACCCAGCAGGCAGGCCUUCGAAUCCAUGCUCCGCUACAUCUACUAUGGUGAGGUCAACAUGCCUCCCGAGGACUCGCUCUACCUGUUCGCGGCCCCCUACUACUAUGGCUUUUACAACAAUCGGCUGCAGGCAUACUGCAAGCAGAACCUGGAGAUGAAUGUGACGGUGCAGAAUGUGCUGCAGAUCCUGGAGGCGGCUGACAAGACACAGGCACUGGACAUGAAGCGGCACUGCCUGCACAUCAUCGUGCACCAGUUCACUAAGGUCUCCAAGUUGCCCACGCUGCGCUCCCUGAGUCAACAGCUGCUGCUCGACAUCAUAGACUCCCUUGCCUCCCACAUCUCCGACAAGCAGUGUGCAGAACUGGGUGCCGACAUAUGAGGACCCGGGUGGUGCCAGCCCAUGAAUGGAGAAUGACCAUGCUUGCCCUGUCCCCUGCAAAAACUGCCUGCAACGGAGUGGUCAGACCUGCCAGUGGAGGCACAGGGUGCACAGAGCCUCAGAAGAGAGCUGAGAGGACAUGGGGGGCUCCAAAUGCUCCAUUUCACUGCUGACUUGGGAGCCACAGGUCCCACAGAAAACAGAUGGUGAAAGAGGCCCCCUGGCCAGCACCCUCUCCUGGGGUAGAGGGACAGGUGGGAAGCUAGGGUUCAGUGAUGAGAGCAGACGGCGGGGGUCCUGGCCAGGGCCCAGCAGAGAGCCUGCCAGGGAGCUGGCUUUGGGGUCCCCACCUGGCAGGGAGCCAGCAUGGCUUGUGCAUCUGGCCAUAGUCAUGUUGCAAAGCUCUCUCCGGUGUGGGGGCCAUAUAGACCCCCUCACCCUCACCAAGGUUGGUGUGAGGGGCUGCACCUGUCACCUGGAGCUUGUGUGUAGGCAACAGUGAUGGGCAGAUGGUCUGAUUCGAGAUGAAUUUCUGUGCCCUUCAAGAUGAAUUUUGGGGUGUGAAGGGCCCUGAGGUCAGGUCCCAGCCCAAGGGUCAGCCUCUCUGGAUUGGGUCUGGAUUCCAGAAGGACUUUAUGAUCCUACAUACCUGUGUGUGUAUCAGGGCCUUGGACUGUGCCAAGGAGAGGUCAGCAAAGAUGCCUCCUCAGGCCCCUGUCCCUAAGUAUUAUUGUCAUAGACAUGCCUCCAUUAAAGCCACAGCAGUGGUCCCUACUACUCACACCUUCCUGGCUUCACUGGUGGGCUCUGGCCUCAGCCUUUGGCCCUUCCAAAGCUGUGGACUGGCCAUUUGGCCCAAUUGUUUGGGAUUAGUCAGUGUUCUCUAUC